Messenger RNA from Pteropus alecto (black flying fox), 6263 nucleotides. RefSeq names its product agouti signaling protein (gene ASIP). Gene Ontology annotation, molecular function: melanocortin receptor binding; neuropeptide hormone activity. Gene Ontology annotation, biological process: hormone-mediated signaling pathway; melanosome organization; positive regulation of melanin biosynthetic process. Gene Ontology annotation, cellular component: extracellular region. Bases 2503 to 3144 code for a protein of 213 amino acids. The record is from RefSeq and is a predicted model, not a curated record. NCBI's taxonomy places the organism in Eukaryota, Metazoa, Chordata, Mammalia, Chiroptera, Pteropodidae. The transcript has 3 exons.
AUUGCAUUGAAUUUUUAUGAAUUCUAGGCAGCAUGGUGUAAUAGAAAGUUUUAAAACAUUAUGAUAACUAUUUAUGAUGGAGAUUUUUCCUCUGCCCCUAAUAAUCAAAACUUAUCAGUCCUAACUCUUGUCUCAUUAGGACAUAGCUCUGUCCAAAAGCAAAUCUGAAACUUGAUAAAUUAAUGAGAAAUAUUAUUGGUUGGUAAUGGAAAAAGUUAUUUUUCUUAGAUCACAUUGGCCUUUUAAUAAAGGUCAUCAAUAUCUUUACCCAGUGAAGCAAUUAAUUACUCUAUCAGUUAAUAGAUAAUGAUAGAGCAAAUAUAAUGUGCUUGCUCCAGCCACUCACACUAGAAUUGGGAGAUGGGGACCUGCUAUUCCCUUAGCUGGUCUCAGUUCCUGUGCACGUCUAACAGCGCGAACCUUUCUCUAUGCUGAUAGUUUUCCUGGUGUUCAAAGAAAAGGAAUUUUUCAUGUAAUAUAACCCCUAAAGGCAAGCCAGCUACUUUUUCUGGGGAAAAAUAGAAAGAAAAAAAACAACAACAACCAUCACUUGCCAUACUGGAGAAAAUUUGUACUCUAUGCAAGUUUUACCUAAGAGUCAAUUUUAGACCUGAAGAUAUAACUCCAGAGCAAUUGACAAGGAAAAGUAUCCUUAAGAAUGUCGUGGGUUGAGAUUAACAGAAAACUGAAUUUAAACGAGUUUAAAACAAUAAAGGGGAAUGUAUUGGUUUAUCUGACUAAUAAGUCCAGAUAUAAGAUGGACUUCAGGCAAGUUCUAACCUAGUGGCUUAAUGAUGUCUUUUCUUACUGUCUGUCCAAUCUGCCUUACACCAUGUCAGCUUCAUCCUAAAGAUGGCUUCCCUCUACAAGAUGGCUACUAGAACCAACCAAGACUAAGAGCUUCUUAUUACAUAUCCACUGAGAGAGAAAGAGCUUCCCUAAACAACCAGAAGAAGGCCUGGGCUUCCUCUGGUCAGAUCAUCUUAAGUCACAUGCCCAUGUCUAAACCAAUACGAGGCGAAUGGAAUGGGGUUUCACUGUCUGUUAUGAAUAAAACAAGGCCUUCCCUGGAUAUUGGCCAAGUUACUACUCUAAUCAUUGUGCUAGGCUCUAGGCCAUAGAAAUGAGAAAAACAUGACCUCACCUUUUGUUAUCAAGUAGGAGAGACAAACACAUAAACAAUGUGAUAAGAGCUUUGACAGGAGACAGUAAAAGUUCUGAGAAGCAGAGAAUGGCGCAAAUAACUAGCCCUUUCUGAUACAGAUUUGUCUCUUUUAGCUAUUGCUGAUAGGGGCUAGGAACUUCAGAGAUCAAAUUGCACAAGCUAGGAACCUGAGGCCUGAAGAGAUGUGCUGGGUGUUAGGGCUUGAGGAGAUGUGUUGACCCACCACACAAUAAAGAUGUGAGCCUCCUAAGAAACUUCUUUAUUGCCUCUUUCUGUUUUACGUAUUGGAAUUUUGGUUUACUUGAAGAGUUUCCCUGCUAAAUGAAUGCAAACCACUGACCUAGCCCACUCCCCUAGUUUUAAUGGGAAGGAAAUUAGAGUUCAUAAAAAAAUAAUGGAUUUAUCCAAAGUCAUGCAUCAUACUAAUGCUUAAGCCAAGACAAAAACUCAAAGGUCCUGACUCCCAGCCCAGUGCUAAUUUCAUUGACUCAUUACCAGGCUUUGAGAAAGAAAAUUGGUGGCCAGUUCAUGAUAAACAAAUGCCCAGUGAUGAAAGGAUCUAAAGAUAUUAGAAGAACUGGCAUUAGGGCUGAGACAGGUAGAGGAUGGACUUCAAGAUGUUUAUAAUGAGGGUGAGGGCCGACUGUUUGGAUCCCCUCCUCUUGGAAUAUAACAGACAUGCAGAAAAUUUUACUCCCACCAAGCUGAGGACUGGGAGGAAUAGGCUAGAUAUUGGCCAGGUACUCUAAGGGGAGCCCAGGAGUGGCAGGACCAGCAUGAGCAGACUGUUUAAUUCUCUUCUUGCCCACAGCAUCUUAUGGCAGGGUAGACAGAACCUUGGAAAAGCAGCCUCAAUUUCUUCCCAGAUCACAGAGAACAUGCACAGGGAAGAUCCAAAGUGGGAAUCCUACACUCACAGAAGAUAUAGAUGUUGCUGAAGCCCUGAUUGAGCCAAACUCUGACAUUCGAGGGAAGAAAUCUACUCUGGGAUCUAUCCGCUUCACCAAAAUCCAGCUAGCAAUAGAUCAAUAAAUCAACAAAUCCAGUUAGCCUAUGUCGAUAGGUCAAUUCUCCUGACACAAACUAUACCUUCAUUCAUUCCCUCUAGGUAUGGGAAUAUAGUGUAUGUGAUGACAUACACAUUUGUCUAAAAGAACCAUUUAUCUCUGUAUCUUUCUUACUGAGUCUUAACUUAUGAGCAUUAUUCUCUGCACCUUAGUAAAACCUCUGCCAUUGUGAGGCAGUCCUAGGGAAAUUUCAACAACUCUGUCCACACCUAGGGCCUCCUGGGGCCACUGACUUUAAAAAAAAAAAAAAAAAAGCACUCCACUCUUUGGAUGGCAGAGACCAAUUGCAAUGCAUUCCUUUUCUCUUUGCUUUAUUCUCCCUCCCUUCCUUGUCUGGCUUUCUCUUCCCAUUUCUCCUUUUCUCUCUCCUUCCUUCAUCAGUUCCCCUUCCCUGUCCCAAGCCUUGCUGGUCCUCCAGCUCCACUGGGACACUUGUAUUAUGGAGUAAGAGCACAAUCCCAGAGAAACAAAGAAAGCAAGAGGGCACAUUUUCUUGCCGCCGCAACCUCUACUGCCUUCCCUUUCCCAUUCAGUCUUCCCAAGAUGGAUGUUACUCGCCUGUUCCUGGCUACCCUGCUGGUCUGCCUGUGUUUCCUCACUGCCUACAGCCACCUGGCACCUGAGGAAAAGCCCAGAAAUGACAGGAGUCUGGGGAACAAUUCCUCCAUGAAGCUGUUGGAUUCCCCUUCUGUCUCUAUCGUGGCGUUAAACAAGAAAUCCAAAACGAUCAGCAGAAAAGAGGCGGAAAAGAAGAGAUCUUCCAAGAGAAAGCCUUCGAUGAAGGUGGAGCGGCACCGGCCCCCACUGCCCGCCCCCUGCGUGGCCAUCCGUAACAGCUGCAAGUCGCCAGCGCCCGCCUGCUGUGACCCGUGCGCCUUCUGCAGCUGCCGCUUCUUCCGCAGCGUCUGCUAACUGCCUCGUGCUCAACCCCAACUGCUGAGCCUGCUUGCCUUUCCGCCGCCUGCGGGGCAAGACGGGGCUCCCCAGGGACCCUGGGAGCCCUUCUAGAGCGGUAAUUUGUAGUAGGUGUGGCUUUUCCAGACUGGGCAAGGGCAUGGCGAUUGAGGCUGGGGCAUAGCUUUCAGGACUUCAAGGAGACUUGGCUUGGGCUCAAAUCCAAAUAGCAUCUGUAAGCUGCUUGACCGUGUGCGGCUGUUUUUUUAAAGGACCCAAAAGAUCCUUUUUCCUUCCCAAGUCCACUUGACUGUGGAAGUCCCGCAUACUGCGCACGCGCUAUCUCCGGGGCUGGGGAAACCAGGUUACUCCCGCCCUAAGGCAGCACUCCUGAUAAGCGUUUCUCUGGACCCACAGCUGGAGACAAUGCUGCCCUCUACCUUCAAACCUGGGAACACCCGAAGAUGCCUCCAAAUCCCAGAAAUGCAGACUAGCCAGACAGAAAGGAAACAUUAAGAAACUGCCAUUCAGUCUUUCACCUUUUCCCCCUUCUAAGGAGCUCCUCUCACCUCCAGGGAAAAAAAUGAAUGACUACAACUCCAUACACGAUGUCGCUGGGCUGUCUGUCCUGGGGGGAUUUGCAGAUGAAAACGGGUGGCUGAGGUGGCUGGUUGUGACUGGGCAAUGCCAUGGGUCCCGACAGCCAGAAGGCUCUGGCCUGAGGUUCCUAUAGCUUUAGGCGGCUCCCAAACAAUGGUCCCACUUGUACCCACUCCUCCCUUUCUCCCGGGGAUUCCCAGAGGGGCUGGAGUUUCUCCCACUCCUAAGCUAAAUGAACACUGAUCACUGGUCCCCAGGUAUUCUAACAUGACAGCCUAGAGUAAGAAGGAAUUCAGAAAUCCUUUCUCACUCCCCACCCCAGCUCUGCCAGACAGUAACCAGGCAUUGGGCCUGGGGCUUGCUGAUCUGAAAACAAAAGGAAACCUCGCUCAAAUGGAGUCAGGAAGCCAGAAGGGAGAGCUUUCACACAGUACCACUCCAUGUCAAUUACAGACCCUAAGGGAUGAAUCCUCAAGAGGAAAGAAUCAAUUAUAGGCCCCAACAGGAAAAGAUAUACAUCUCCCACAAGAAAUCAACUACUCCAGCAAUUCAGCCAAUGAGAAACCAUCAUCUUUCCAAUGGACUUUCGUUCAAUACCCCUCCCAACUUCUUUCUCCAUAAAGUUCCUCUCCUUUGUCAGACUUGCCUAUGGUUUGCGUUAUAGCUUGCUUGUCCUGAAUUGCAAUCAUUUGCUGUUUCUGAAUAAAUUCCUUUUUGCUGGUAAAAUAACUGACUUUUAUCUUUAAGGUCAACAAUAAGCAGAAGUAACAUUUGUCCUGAACUAUUAGGGCCUGUCUCCUAAAAUAUCCCAAGCCGCUGCCUGAAAUUCCAUUCUUAGAAAUUCUCUGAGUCUGUGAGAAACCGAGUGCAGUGUUAUAUCUUUGGAAGGGGGAACAUUUGCGAUACAGCUUUGAGGGGAAAGGGGAUAGUGUGGGCAGGGUCUGUGAGGAAGGACCAGCCAGGGUCAGGGGUAACAUAGAAACUCCCAGCACCUUGAGGGGCAAGGGCUGCAAAUGACAUCAUCAACUUGCACCGCUUGGCUGGAGGUAUCCCUGCCAGUAGGAAGAAAAGCUGAGCUGCCACCCCCUCAGUACCCACCAGAAGCUGGAGCUCUUCCUCAAGGAAUCACUAUAAGCAAGAAACAGGAAAUUGCAAACAAUGGUGGUAUAAGAUAGAUGAUUUUUUAAAACCCGUACACAAGAAAAAUUCUAGAGGUUAUGAAACAGAAAAAUUUGGAGUAGUUGCCUCAGCCCUGAUAACUACCAUGUAUCUGUCUUUGGAGGUAAGGACAGUGGGGCUCAUAGGCCAGCACAGGUGAGGCCACCUCCCCUGGCUCACUUGUCCACUUGCAGUCUUCCAUCUUUCAAAUUCCAUCACACUCCUUCCUUUCCAAGUACCCUUUGCCCAGCUGGAGAUCCAGGUUGUGCCUGCAGUGUCAUAACCAGUAUACAGUGGAGGAGGCAAAACCCAGAUCCUGAACUUGAUAGAGCAGAAACCAUCUGGAUAGAGCACAAGAAAAUGAAGGGUGCUCCAGGCUAGGCUGGCAACAUAAUUCUGCACACUAGGUCUCUUGCGUUCUCUGGGCUUCCUUUUAUUUGUCUAUAAAAUGGGAAACUCCUGCUGUUCUUGUUAUAAACCUAAGAUAGUGAUGCUUCUUGUUCCUUAAAACCACAAAUAGAGAGAAAGCCGCUAGUUGCUUGUUUACCGUCAUUAAGGCUGCAAGCCCACAGGACAAGAACUUUUUGUUCCUUGUAUCACAACUGCUGAGUAAACAUCAUUAGUGAGAAUAUUGGGACAUACUGCAGCCAUUGCUCCUGUUUUCCAAACAUUGUUCACCAACCAGGCACCAUUUGGCUCCAGGAUUGAGGCCAGGGAUGCAAAACCAAAGACCCAGCCCACUAAUGACAAAACCACUUGGCUGCUGGGUCCAGACAACUGCAUGGAAGAUCAGCCUGUUCAUUCAUUCAACAAAUGUGUCUUGAGCACCUACUGUGCCAGGCAUUGUGCCAGUUGCUGAGUACUAUGGUGAACAAGUCCAAUAUGGAUUCUUUCCUUACAGAACUUAUGGUCCAGUGAGCCAUGACCACCGGCCCUUGUUAGGGACUAGAACCAUUGUUAGUAAUGAUUCCUUUUCCUGGAAAAAAAUCCAGCCAUGGCCAGGCUAGACAGUACAGCGGGGGUCUCAGCCUCCAAGUUGCGGACUGGUACCUGUUAGUGGCCUGUUAGGAACUGGGCUGCACAACAGGAGGUGUGCGGCGCACAAGUGAGCAAAGCUUCAUCUGUAUUUGCAGCUGCUCCCCAGCACUAGCAUCACUAACUCAGCUCCACCUCAGAUCAUCAGGCAUUACAUUCGCAUAGGAGCACCAGCCCCUGGUGCCAAAAAAGUUGGGAACUGCUGCAGUACAAGAUCCUUGGCCAAUUCCUCCUUUCCCCACGAAGCUUUGAUGGCAGAGCCCAGACAUCCGGAGUUGGGGUUGGAGGCUUAGCAGACACGUCAUCUUUCAUUGUGGGUGCCUGGUCAGUGUCACACAUGUGAC